This is a messenger RNA of Acyrthosiphon pisum (pea aphid), 1612 nucleotides long. Its product is annotated as protein decapentaplegic-like. The record is from RefSeq and is a predicted model, not a curated record. Bases 424 to 1548 code for a protein of 374 amino acids. Gene Ontology annotation, cellular component: extracellular region. NCBI's taxonomy places the organism in Eukaryota, Metazoa, Arthropoda, Insecta, Hemiptera, Aphididae. The transcript has 6 exons. Gene Ontology annotation, molecular function: cytokine activity; growth factor activity.
CACACGUGUGCUUAGCUUGGGAAUAUAUUAUAAUAUAAUAUACACUUUAUUAUGUUUAUAUACGUACACAAUGGAUCGGCAGAACCCUCCGAAGCUUUGCGGUCAUAAUUUCACUGUAAUCUCUUUUUCGGUUCGGUCGUGUGCAGUGGCAACAGCGCGUGCGUCUUGUGUAUGUAUUACUAGUUCGUGUUGUGACUCUUUGGCAUAAUACAAUAAUAUUAUAUUAUAAUUAAAUAAGCGCCUAACCAUUAUUUUAACCGUCCGAAUCUCUUCAUAAUAAUAAUAAUAAUAAUAUUAUACAGCUAUAGCUAGCUGGUGCGCCGAACGGCAAACGUCGCGUAGUACAACGUCCGUUCAUAAUAUCAUAAUACUUAUAUAUUAUAAUAUCGUCGUCGAUUCAACGUAUAUGGUUUUUUUUCUCAAAUGGCGUCAUCGGGGUUAGCCAUAUCAGAUACAAUGAUUACUUUAAUGUUACUGUUGGGUAUGCUGCAUAACGGAUUGUCGACCAUCAGCGGAUACGAAGAAGUGGAAAAAAAUUUACUUAUGAAAUUAGGUUUAACCCGAAGACCUGUGGUAGAGAAAAAUAUGAAGAUAACGUCUUCCACAAUGGAGCUGUAUAAAUCAAUGGUAGAAGAAAACAAUGCAAUGACAACGCAUUUUUCUCUUCCUGGUUUGCACACAACGUCUGCCAAUACUGCCAGGAUUUAUUCAAACAAAGGAUCAUCUCCAAUUAAAGCUAAGGCUAAAAAAUAUAGGCUGCAGUUUGAUAUAGAUUCUAUACCGGAACAACACCAGGUUAAAGCUGCUGAAGUUCGUUUUAAAAUGAAAUACGAUCAAGUACUACGGAAUGGAGAGUUUAUUCAUGUGAUUUUACAUGAUAUAGUACAGCCUGGCGAGAAGGGCCUAUCGAAACCUGUUCUCAGAAUUAUCGAUUCAAAAUCAAUUAACAUGUCAACAAUUUCAAUGACCGAAAGUUUUGACGUAACACCAUUUAUAGAAAGACUGGCAACGAACAAUUUCAAAGAUAAUCAUGGUAUUCUAGUUCAAUGCGUCACCGAGUCUGGUAGUCACACUCAUUUGCUGAGCGUCUUUGAUUUUGUAUCACCUGAAAAUACAUUGCUAUUGGUCUACAUUGAUGACGGAACAAGCGAGAAGAGCUCGAUGGAACAGAUGAUGCGGCGGAUCAAACGAUCGGCCAACGCUCCGACGAGGCAGCGAAAAAGAGCGAAAUCGGCGCUCUGCAAGAGGCAUUCGAUGUAUGUGGAUUUCAAAGAAAUCGGGUUCGGUGAUUGGAUAGAGGCGCCGCCGGGGUACGAAGCGUUCUACUGCCACGGAGAGUGCACUUUCCCGUUGGCAGAUCACAUGAACGGGUCCAUCCACGCGGUAAUACAGAUGUGGAUAAACGCAUUUAAUAUUGCGAGAGUUCCCCGGGUGUGCUGCGUACCGACCAAACUGAGUACGCAGACGUUGCUUUACAAAGACGACGAUGGAAUUUUGGUGAUGAAAAACUACCCGGAUAUGACCGUGGAUGAGUGCGGAUGUAGAUGAGGGCGGCGGCGGGGUAUUGAGAGGCUGUUACAUUAUAAUAUAAUACACUAUAUUAAUAUUAUAA